AUGAAGGAAGAUGGACCAAGGCCUCUUCUUCAAGCUAAAUGGAUGUUCACAGUGACUCUUACACUUACAGGUGAUAAAAGUGUUAUCAGACAUUGUGGUGGCAAUUGUGUAACGUGCUGGUGCAGUGAUAUUGUAGAGCUUUUUCGAACAUUCUUACUUUGUAAACUCAACCGUGAUUGGGACAAUAUGGUUCGACCUUCUUCAGAUAUUUGGCAAUUAUUUGAUAUUGAAAAAACAGAUAAGAAAUUCAAGGCUGUGUGUAAGUUUUGCUGUUUUAAAUACGCCUUUCCAAACGCAACUCGCAUGACGAAUCAUAUAUUAAACCAAUGUUCAAAAUGUCCUUUGGAAAUUAAACAAAAAUAUGGCAAUGAAAUACAAUCGAGUUCGAAGCCUUCGACGUCAGAAGAAAAAUAAAGUAACAAAGAUAUCCUGCUAGAUGCAUUAGAAGAUACCAGUCUCGCUUCAACUAGCAAAAAGGACACGUCAUCAAUGUCAUAAUCUUCCGAAUCUCCAUUACCAUCAGUAAAACGCAAGAAAGCUAGCUGCCAACAAACAUUGAGCAGGUUUUUCGAUAAGAUAGCUGUUUCAGAGUCUUCUAAAAUUGAUGAGGCAUUAGCUAGGGCUCUUUAUGCUUCUGGUGCUCC
Messenger RNA from Acanthoscelides obtectus, 644 nucleotides. The record is from the annotation of a GenBank genome assembly. NCBI's taxonomy places the organism in Eukaryota, Metazoa, Arthropoda, Insecta, Coleoptera, Chrysomelidae.